AAUCAUUAACGUUACGAGUUAUUUCACUAAUUUGACAGACCGCUGUUGAACUGUCUUCCCGACACUUGGCUCUGACUGGAGCCUUUAUUAACCCGCGAGCUAACGGUCCUAGCUUGUACUAGCUUGUGAAUGCGGCUAGCAGUAGGCUAGCAGCCAUAAUGUUGAAGGCCAGUUUUAUAUACAUAAUCGAAAGGCGUAGUGUCGUUGAAUUAGUCAUUCACUAGAAUAUUUUUUCCAAAUGCUUUGUGCGAGAGGGGGAGAGGGGGUUGAUGUUACGUGCUAAUCUUCGCACUUACUGUUAGCUUAAGCAUUGUUCACAGCACGUUGCCUCGUAGAUCCUUGCUAGCUAGUUAGCCCGAUUAGCUGCUGUCAGAUUUUUGGCACCGCCCAUACUGGAUGGUUAUCAGUAUGUGCGUGUUGGUAAGCCGAUGUUAGCGUGUAGAUUCAUGUGAUACUGUUUCAUCGGUGGUUCUGUUACUGUCAGAGGCAGCGAUGGCCAUUUUACAUUAUAUAAAUGGAGAGAUGCUAACUUUGGCUGUCGAAGCGUAGCCUAGCCCAGCUGCCAUUAGCAUGCCAGUGCCUCAUCGGCCUGCGCUUUCUUAAUACCAGUGUUGCUAGUGAUCAGUUGGAGAAAACUCAGCUGGUCUGUCACUCUGAUUUUCAUAGCUGACAUUUGUCUCAGUUCAAGUGAAAUCAAAGGUUUUACAUUUUAAUACUGUUGGUUUGAGACAAUGUCAUGAUGAAAAACGUCUCACAAAUAGAUGUAUGAUUAAAGCAGAGCUGUUACAAUUAACUGUAAGGACUUUGAUUAAAUGCAGACCCGGGUUUGCUGAUGAAAUACAAUCGACACUGCUGGUUUACUUCAUUCACGUUAUAGAGGAAGGAGUUGCCACUCGGUAAUGGACGCCAGUAAAGGUAAAGGGGAUCAAGGGAUGCAAAAUCCAGGUGGGCAAAUGGACAGACCUGUCAGCAUCCACUUCUUGGAAAGCAUGCUUCCCAAAGCAGUGAAGAGGCGAGUGCAUGCCUUGAAAAGGCUACAAGUGCAGUGUGCUAACAUAGAGGCUAAAUUCUACGAGGAAGUCCAUGAGCUAGAGAGGAAGUAUGCUGCCCUCUACCAGCCACUGUUUGACAAGAGACGAGAUAUUGUCACAGGAUCAGUGGAACCCACAGACGCGGAGUGUGAGUGGCACAGUGAUAGAGAGGAAGAGGAGGAGCUAGCUGAGGAAGUAAAGGAAAAGGCUGCAAUUGAGGAUGCAAGGAAAGAGGAAGCCACGCCAGAGGAAGACCCAAAAGGCAUUCCUGAGUUCUGGCUCACUAUAUUCAAGAGUGUGGACAUGCUCAGUGACAUGCUCCAGGAGCACGAUGAGCCUAUCCUAAAGCACCUGAAAGAUAUUCAAGUCAAGUUUUCUGAGCCAGGACAGCCAAUGAGCUUCACAUUAGAGUUUCACUUUGAGUCCAAUGGUUACUUCAACAAUGCAGUCCUCACUAAAGUCUACAAGAUGAAGUCAGAGCCUGAUGCCUCAGACCCUUUCUCAUUCGAGGGGCCAGAGAUCAUUGACUGUGAAGGAUGUCAGAUAGAUUGGCACAAGGGGAAGGAUGUGACAGUGAAAACUAUUAAGAAGAAGCAGAAGCAUAAAGGCCGUGGCACUGUUCGCACUGUUACCAAACAGGUCCCCAACGACUCUUUCUUCAACUUCUUUAAUCCUGUCAAAGCUUCACCAGAUGAAGAAAUGGACGAAGACUCUGAAUUCACUCUAGCCACAGACUUUGAGAUUGGUCAUUUCUUCCGUGAGAGAAUAGUUCCCAGAGCAGUGUUGUAUUUCACCGGAGAGGCCCUGGAAGAUGACGAGAGCUUUGAAGAGGAGGAGCUGGAAGAGGGAGAUGAAGAGGAGCAAGACGAGGACGGUGAUGAUGACGAUGAUGAUGGAGACUUUGAACCCAAGAAAGAACAGCCCCAGCCUGCCGAAUGCAAACAGCAGUAACCACGGUGAUCAGGGGAGGUGGAGACCUGCUGUCAGUCAAUUCAGUUCUUAGCCAAUCAGCAAGUCCUCCUACUCUUACAGGCUCUGCCCUUUUAUGAACUCUCACCUGAACGCAAUAGAACGCAAACCAAACUGCGUUUUUACUAUGUGCAUGACUUCUUUUUCUUUCGUCUUGCGACCAUCUCACCCCUUUUUAUUUGGCUUCAUUCAGACUCAAAGCAGGAAGUUACUUGACUCUAAUUCAAAUACCAUGGCAUCACAUAGGAACAGUUGUCUUCUUCUUUGGCAAGGGGGAGUAGGUUACUACUGCCAAAACACUCAGAACAUCAUCAUCUGUAAAAAAAAGAUAGGAAAGGAAUGGAUCCCAACUUUAGUUUCAUGGAAAUAAAUCAGUUACUCAGGGUUUUUUAACGCCAACAAGAGAAGUGAUAGUUAACCAGGAAACUGCUGAACAAGUUUUACUUAAUCUUUCACUGGGGUUGAAGUGUUUUUCUUUUGUUAUGGUGUUUUGUUUUGUUUUUGUGUUUUUUUUAAAGAGACAUACAAUGUAUCAUUUUGAAUUUAAUUUACUUUUUUUUUUUUUUAAUGUUCAUUGUCAUGUCAUUGGACUAUUUAUUCUGGUGUCAUGCAGCUGUAUGAAGUGGUGCGCUUUGGGACCUCUCUAAGGCCCAGCCACAGUUAUAGGCUCCUUCUCAUUGGCUCAAACAUUAUUUGGGCUUAGCAGGUCAACAAGACGUGAAUACUGCCAAGUAGUGUUUUCUAUGAUCAAAAUACAUUUCAAACUGAGAAAAUCUGUUGCCAAUUGAUAAUGCUCACUUCUGCCCAGGUGUACUGGGUUUAACAAGCAUUUAAACUGAGCACUUAAGUGGACACGUAACACUAAUUAAGAUCACGUGACAGGCGUGUGGUUAUACCUUGCAUAUAACCUCAUAUAUUACUCUCCUCUGUUUGCACCAUGACCUGUUUAAAUUCUCUUUUAACCUGUGUUACACGGAUACAAAGAACAAUUUAUGGAAUUAAGACAAGACUUUUCCAAGCCUAAGCAUCACAUGUAGGCUGGUAAAAUAUUUCCUUAGAGAUGACAGAUUUAAGCACUCACAGUGGCUGACACUCAACAUUUUGUGGUUUAUAAGAUAUCUCUUCUGGUAUGUGUUUAGUUCUUAAGAAAUUUCAUCUAGAGUCAGUGAUGGGACAGGGUGCAGGAUGUUUGGAGCAAAUAUAAAUUCUGUUGCCAAGAAGCUAAAAUAAAAGACAACACACACCGUCCUCUUUUAUUAAAUUGUUUGCCAAUUGUCAUUAACACAUUGUAAUCUAAGUCAAUGUUUAAAGUUGUUUAAGAAUAUAUAAAUAUUUCUUUUAUUGUAUGACGAUUAAGUAAAAUGUCUGGAUAACAAGUGGAAGAGGUUGCCAAUAUAUUUUAUUCACUGCUCUUGGAUUUUGGCCAUUUCGUUGGACCCCUUAGCCUGGUGGCUGGCGACAGCAGAAUAAUACCCACCCUUUCUCUCUUUUUAAUAAGAACGAUUGUAGAUCUUGUUGGAUAGAUCUCCCAGAGCCACGGUUGACAUCUUCAAAUCUACCACAUUGGACCGUGUGCUAGCAAUGGCCUUAAGUGGUUCUUAUUCACAAUUUGUUACUUGCGCAAUAUUUCUUUUCAAUUUGUACAGAGUUAGUUAAAAUAUUCUAUUAAAGUUGUGCAACAUGGAAAUGUCUUUUCUAUGCUCUUUGUCUUUGGUGUGUGUUUGUGUCGCAAUCUGUCGGUUUGCAAGUAG
Messenger RNA from Xiphias gladius (swordfish), 3751 nucleotides. It is a transcript of the gene nap1l4a, whose product is annotated as nucleosome assembly protein 1-like 4a. The coding region runs from base 900 to 1982 and encodes 360 amino acids. The transcript is spliced from 14 exons. Gene Ontology annotation, molecular function: chromatin binding; histone binding. Gene Ontology annotation, cellular component: chromatin; nucleus. Lineage: Eukaryota; Metazoa; Chordata; Actinopteri; Istiophoriformes; Xiphiidae. The record is from RefSeq and is a predicted model, not a curated record. Gene Ontology annotation, biological process: nucleosome assembly.